Tupaia belangeri chinensis (Chinese tree shrew) is the source of this 2273-nucleotide messenger RNA. RefSeq names its product interferon induced protein with tetratricopeptide repeats 3 (gene IFIT3). Gene Ontology annotation, cellular component: cytosol. Bases 129 to 1586 code for a protein of 485 amino acids. The record is from RefSeq and is a predicted model, not a curated record. The transcript has 2 exons. Gene Ontology annotation, biological process: defense response to virus. Gene Ontology annotation, molecular function: protein binding. Lineage: Eukaryota; Metazoa; Chordata; Mammalia; Scandentia; Tupaiidae.
GAGGGAGAAAAGAUCAGGUGAUGCCUUCCCUGCUCCGCCUCCCCGUUAUAUAGGUCCUUUUACCUGAGACAGACCAAGACUCCUGGAGGAUAGAGCCCCCUGGUCCCCAGCUUUCCAGAACAGCAGACAUGAGUGAGGUCACCAAGAAUUCCCUGGAAGAAAUCCUUCCACAGCUGAAAUGCCAUUUUACCUGGAACUUACUCAAGAAAGAAUGUGUCUCACAGCAUCUAGAAGAUAGAGUAUUUAAUGACAUUAAAUUUUUAAGUACUGAAUUCAAAGCUAGAACGUACAACCUGUUGGCCUACAUAAAACACCUACGUGGUGAAAAUGAGGCAGCCCUGGAAUGCUUACAACAAGCUGAAGAGUUAAUUCAGCAAGAACACACUGACCAAGCAGAAACUGGAAGUCUAGUCACUUGGGGAAACUAUGCCUGGGUCUACUACCACCUGGGCCGACUCUCAGAAGCUCAAAUUUAUGUAGACAAGGUGAAACACUCCUGCAAGAAGCUUUCAAAUCCUUACAGCAUUGAGUGUCCUGAGCUUGACUGUGAGGAAGGGUGGACGCGAAUAAAGUGUGAAAAAAAUGAAAGAGCAAAGGUGUGUUUUGAGAAGGCUUUGGAAGAGAAACCCAACAAUCCAGAAUUCUCCUCUGGACUGGCAAUUGCCUCGUAUUAUCUUGAUAAGAAACCACAGCAGCAGCUCUCUGUCAAUAUCCUGAAGCAGGCCAUUGAGCUGAGUCCUGAUAACCACUAUGUCAAAGUUCUCUUGGCUCUGAAACUGCAGGAGCUGAAUGAACAAGCUGAAGGGGAGAGGUUGGUGAAAGAGGCACUGGAGAAGGCUCCUGGCCAGCCGGAUAUCCUUACCACGGCAGCCAAAUUUUACAGGAAACAAGGUGAUCUGGACAAAGCUAUUGAACUGUUUCUAGAGACCUUGGAACUCAUACCACAUGAUGGCUACCUCUAUCACCAGGUAGGGUGCUGCUACAGGGCAAAAGUCAAACAAAUGCAGAAUGUCGGGGAAUUUGAAGCUAAUGGAAAUGGAGAGAUGAUAGAAGAACUGAGGAAAAAUGCUAGGAACUAUUUGAAUCAAGCUCUUGAGAAAGGACUAACUCCUCUGCAGUUGUACUCUAAUCGCACUGAGCUUCUGGAAGCAGAAGAAUGUUAUCAAAUUGCAUGUAACAAGGAGCACCCAGAUACCGACAGGCAAUGCCACCAGCACUAUUGUGACCUUCAGGAGCAUAAUGGGAAGUCUGAAGACUCUGCUGUCCAACAUUGUUUAGAAGAGGGUUUGCCCAGAAGCAAAAAAAAACCUGAGAAUGAAGAAAUGAAAUACCAACUACAGAGCAUAGUGGAAAAUCUUCCACAAGAUACACCUCAUUCUUUGUAUCUCCAAGGGUUAAUUCACAAGCUGAAUGGAGAUCUGUGGCAAGCAGCCGAAUGCUAUGAGAAGAAACUGGGCCAGCUGCUGAAGAAUGCCUCGUCAGGCAUAGGCCACAUUUUCCUGUCAGAAUCCGAGCUGGAAGACAGCAGUGAGGAAACAGGCCAGGAGACAGGCAGCCCCACUUCCAGAGAGCCUCACAACCCCUGAACUGAGAUAGCGAGAAGGGAGAGAAACCAUGCAUAAGAAGGCCAGGGGUGGCAGCUGUGAAGGAGAGAAGAGUGGUGCCCAGUCUGGAGUUGAGGAUGGUCUUGCUGCUGUGGACUUUCCUUUGCUGUCCAUGUUUAAUGCAUUUAUCAGCACAGCGGCUAGACACAAGUAUGUAAAUAAGAUAAUGCAAGAGUAUAUAAAUACACAUUAUUUGGACAACUUCCUUUAAAUUUUGUUUCCUCUGACUGGGAAUUAAUGUAAUAUUUGCAAUAAAUUCUGGACUGAUACCUUAGCUGGUUUAAUGACAGGUACAUUUUUAGAAAGUUGUCUCAGAAUCUGUCUCCCCUAUCCAUCCCAGACACAGUCGUCUAGUCAUGACUAAUUACUAAUGGAAGUAGUGCUUUGGGCCUAUACGAGGCUGAUCAGUUCUCAGUUGACCCUCAGUUCACCAUCUAACCCCCAAUUCUGCCCUUCUUGCCAACAAAACCUUUAUUGUCACUCCAUUUAUCCCAUUUCCAUUCAGCCUUCUGGGCUUAGAAGUUUAGUUCUUGACUAACCCUGGCAUAAUUUGUUGUGUCUUAUUCUGGCUUCUGUUGUGUAUUUAUUUCUCACCUUGAUAGAGAUGUUAUAACUGUGCUCUUGGUAAUAAUGCUACAAUAAAUCUAAACAUUUCAAGUCAGAAUAGAA